Molecule: messenger RNA, 3106 nt
Organism: Oncorhynchus tshawytscha (Chinook salmon)
Lineage: Eukaryota; Metazoa; Chordata; Actinopteri; Salmoniformes; Salmonidae
Gene: pde6d
Product: phosphodiesterase 6D, cGMP-specific, rod, delta
Exons: 5
Coding region: 2164-2559 (131 amino acids)
Biological process (GO): sensory perception of light stimulus
Cellular component (GO): cytoplasm
Source: RefSeq, a predicted model, not a curated record
GAAAUGGUUUGCUCUGUGGGAAAUCAAUAUCCAACUAGUCAGUGACAACUGUGUAGAGUUUGACAGCAACUAGGUGAGCUUGUUACAAUAUUAUAGACGGUAUGACCUUGGAUUCAUUUGAUUAAUAGACCAUAACAAAGAGAGUUUGCCCUCCAUUAAUAGCUAGUUUUCAGGUUACAUAUCCCUCACACUAGGCUCCAAUUAUGCCCCUCACUCAGGCUACUCCCGGACAGUCUUAGCAAAAUUGUUCUUUAAGAAAUUGCUUUUUUGCUAAGAAGUUACUUUUGUUUCUUUUUGACCAUUUUAAUUGAAAAACAAUCACAGUAAGGUACUUAAUUGUUACCCAGAACAGAUUUGAUAUUGAGAAGAAGAGGGGGAAAAAAGUCUACAUGGACCAUUUUUAAAGGACCAUUUUUAAAGCUACUCUUUAAAAAUGGAUGGGGCUUAAGUGAGGCUAGCAUGACCCUAGGGGCUAAUUAAAAGCCUGUUUGAGUAUGUUCAGGAACAAGGGUCUAUCCCCCUUGCGGAUAUUCUCUGCUUAGCGCCAGGGAUCUCAGUAGGUAUGAUCCUGGAGACAUCUGUCACCAGUUUCCCCACCGGGCCUAAUAGAACUGCGUUGAGCUGACAUCUUUAUCCGGGCCUAUUAUGAAGAACUUUGUGUUGUCUAGGCUUUGACCUUAGAAUGUACUGGAAACAUUUUCCAGGAAUUGUUCUCUCCAGCCAGUUAAGGAGCUUAAUUUAAAAAUAUAUAUAUUUAUAAUAUAUCUAAAUAUAAUAUAAUAUAUAUAUAAUUCACAUUGAAGCAGCAGGACAGAUCGUACUCUAAUCCAUUCAUAAAACGUUAGAUGGGUCGACGCUGCUAAAUUGCUUCGUCCCCCAGUCAUUGUCCAGCAGGACUGACAACUGUUGAAAUCAAUUUAAAUGAUGUAGGAGACAGACAGCACAAAGUCCACAGCCAAAAUAUUACCUAACAAACCCGCCUCACACACAGCAUCCCAGUCAUGUACAGAGUUUUUGAAUGAAAGGGUAAAACUGUAGCCUCGUGUAUACCAGACUGAUUACCGCUGCGCAGCAAACCAUUCAUGUAAACUUGCAAGAUCAGGGUGGCUUGCGAGGCUAGUAAAACCUUUUGGUAGUAGGCCUGUGUUUUCUGAGGAAGUUUCUAUUGAGGUGACAGAGCCACGCACUGUAGACCUGAGUUUCAGUCUAGGAGGUUGUGGGAAGCUGCUGGGAGGUUGGUGACUGAGCUGACCCAAUGUUGCUGGGAUGCAGGCUGUCAGAUUUUGAAAGGAUUAAAAGAUUCAAAGCACCACACGUUUCAUCUCGCUAAAACAGUCCUCGCUCCACAGCAGCUAGCUAAGCUCAGCGUUGGAGUUGGUUGCCCCAUGUUUCUGUUUUCACUUGACAUCAACUGUUAUUUUCCUACCUGCUGUUUUGAAAUUUGGUCAUUCUACAUUUAGACUCUUAUUGUUAGUUUGAAAGAAUUGAUCCCGUGUGCGGAAUGGAUCGACACACACUUUGCUCCUCCGAUUUAAUUCCGUUUUGCUGUUUGAAGCACUUAAGUCAUGAAAUAGUCAUGUCAACUGAAUGGCAUUGUGUCCUGAGGAGGGCUGUGCAGGCUGGUGCUGACACCCUUUUGAGGGGGAGGGGGAGCACAGAUGGUCUUGACACAGGAGUUCAGGUGCUUCUGACAUGGAGUACCCUCUAGUUGACACACGAGCCACAUCUUCAGGUCGGUUCCAGAGCCGAGUCAGAAACUCUUUGUUCUGUGAGCACCAGCUGGAGAACUGUUACGUGACACACUUGCCUCGGCUUGCACCACUUGACCUAUUAGAAGACGUUAGCUAGUAGUAGCUACAUAAUCAUGGGCGGCUUUAUUGGCCACUCCAAUAAAAGAACAUUGUGUGAGAGCUGAUGUAAAUAACUAGAGCCACAAACGUCAGCUCUCUUAAGAGUUUCGGAAGUAUAAAAAUAGACCUAGACAGUUUCUUUUUUUGGCUUUAACUCGUGCCCACUAGUUGAAUUAUCAACAAAACCUGUGUCCGUUGGUUAGCUUUUUUGUUGUUGUCCGAGACUGAGUUGAACAUCUGUUGCAUACUUCUGGAUUACCUGUUGGUUCCUGAGAGAUCAAAGUGUUCCUCGACUCCCUCUGCCAGAAACUGGAUGAACUUGCGUGAUGCUGAGACUGGGAAGGUGCUGUGGCAGGGAACGGAGGAUCUGUCUCUUCCUGGGGUCGAACAUGAAGCUCGAGUCCCCAAGAAAAUUCUCAAGUGCAAAGCUGUGUCCAGAGAGCUAAAUUUCUCUUCAUCAGAAAAACUGGAAAAGUUCCGCCUUGAGCAGAAGGUCUUCUUCAAAGGCCAGUGUUUAGAAGAAUGGUUCUUUGAGUUUGGCUUUGUGAUUCCCAACUCCACAAACACAUGGCAGUCUUUGAUAGAGGCGGCUCCAGAGUCGCAGAUGAUGCCUGCAAAUGUUUUAACUGGAAAUGUUGUUAUAGAGACCAAGUUCUUUGAUGACGAUCUUCACGUCAGCACCUCUCGAGUACGACUUUUCUACGUCUGAAGAAGAACAAACAACUUUACUUUUUUUCUUCUUUUUUUCUAUUAAUCCUUGAAGUGAGGGUGGGGGGGGAACAGGACCACCAUACACAACUGAUUGUUGUUAUCCAAUGGUCACUGGAAGCCGAGUUCGACGGAGUGCGUUUCUCUUUACAGUGACGGGUGACGGCAGUACUAAAAGGGAACAAUGCAGGAAGAAACUGACAUCCAACCAAGUCAUCAAGAUCACACUGGCUUCUUGGCAGACAAGACUUUUUGUAUGUAAAUAUAUAUAUAUAUAUAUGGGCAAAGAUGAUGCUCAUGGCAAGAAACCAUGUAAAUGAUUUUAUUUGUACAUUCAUUAUUUUCCCCUUGUCAUUCCAGAAGUGUCACCCUGCGAUGUACACAGCUCCAUUGUCACCUUGUGUUUUUGAUGUUUGCUUUCAGUUGAUGUUGUGGUUGCUGAUAUUGUCAUUGUUUGGAUGUUUUUUUAAAUAGUUGUUACUAAUCUUGUAAAAUAGGCUGUGUUUAUUACUACACGAAUUAUGGAUUAAAAUAUGUACAAUACAUUA